GGAACGUGUUUGCGACUUGAAAUGCGACAUGUCGAAAAACGAAAAACAAGCUGAAUAAGAUGCGGCACUACUGAGCCUUAGUUAUUUUGUUUUUGUUGGAAGAGAAACUGUCACUUCAGCCGUUUACCUAGGUUUGCCCAGUGAUCCUGCCUCAAAAAAGCGAUGCUGGUCACCGUUUUCUGCGCGCCGAGGGAUCGCCCAGAAACUACAUUUGCCCUCGAUGUGUCCCCGGAGCUGGAGCUGCGAGACUUUGUAGCACUUUGUGAACUGGAGUCAGGAAUCCCAGCUGGGGAAAUUCAGAUUACAUAUGUAGACCAGCCCCUAAAAGACCCCACUCGUGCCUUGGGGACUUACGGUGUAAAGGAUGGGGAUGUGGUGGUUCUCCGACAAGCUGACAGAAGGCCACCACCAACUCAGCCAGCCUUUCCAGGUCUGCCCCAAAUUGACUUUCGUUCCAUCGCAGUCCCGGGCACCUCUUCUUCAACUAGUCAGCAUGGUGCCAUAAAGCCGCAGCAACAGGCUCCACAGCAGCAGCGUGCCGCACAGCCUUCCACGCCAAUGGCCUUUCGUGGCUCCUCUCCCCAGGGCCUGGACGACCCUGCCUUACUUCAGCAGAUGCUAUUAUCAAAUCCGCAUGAACUUUCACUACUCAAGGAGAGAAACCCUCCACUUGCUGAGGCUUUGCUUAGCGGAGAUUUAGAAAAAUUCACCAAAGUGCUGCUGGAGCAACAGCAGGAUCGAGCCAAAAGGGAUCAAGAGAGAAUCAGACUCCUGACUGCUGAUCCUUUUGAUUUGGAAGCCCAGGCUAAGAUUGAAGAGGACAUCAGGCAGCACAAUGUGGAAGAAAACAUGACCAUUGCAAUGGAAGAGGCUCCAGAAAGCUUUGGACAGGUGGUUAUGCUGUACAUUAACUGCAAAGUCAAUGGCCACCCUGUGAAAGCUUUUGUUGACUCAGGAGCCCAGAUGACCAUUAUGAGCCAAGCGUGUGCAGAGCGUUGUAACAUUAUGCGACUGGUGGACCGACGCUGGGCAGGAAUCGCUAAAGGAGUGGGCACUCAGAAGAUCAUUGGCAGAGUUCAUUUGGCUCAGGUCCAAAUAGAGGGGGACUUUCUCCCAUGUUCUUUCUCCAUCUUAGAGGACCAACCAAUGGACAUGCUGCUUGGUCUGGACAUGCUGAAGAGACACCAGUGUUCAAUUGACCUGAAGAAGAGCGUGCUUGUAAUCGGCACGACGGGCACCGAAACACGCUUCCUGUCCGAGGCGGAGCUGCCGGAGUGUGCCCGGCUGGCAUACGGAGCAGAGGGGCGUGAAGACGCCCGUCCAGAAGAGAUCGCUGACAGAGAACUGGCAGAGGCACUUCAGAGGUCCAUACAGGAGAGCGACACUGCAGACGGACAAACUACCUCACAGCAACCCCAACCAUUUACAUUACCCAGAACCUUACACCAAAUGUCCUCACCUGCCUCUCCCUCCCAAAGCCCUUCUUGUGAUCAACCCCAGAGCCCGACCCUGGAUCGCUCCCAGUCUGCCCCUGCCACCAUGGAGGAGGCGAUGGCACCAGGGCAGUGCCAGGGGCAGCCUGGCCUUCAGGAGUUUCCUCAGACUUCAUCUUUAGCGGAGGUUGCUUCUCCACCUCCAAGUGUCCAUCCUCAACCUUUGUCUCUCCAUAGCAACCCUGAUGUGCUAACUGUACCCAGUCCCUCUACAGAUAUCCUCUAUACAUGUACCCCUCCUGCAGAAAUGUCCACAGCAUCCCAGGAUCCAGGGGGUGAGGUUCAACCUGGAGCUACAGACGAGAGUCCUGAAUCAGUUGAGAACAGCUCCAAGUGCACCACAUCAGAGGAACUUUCCCCCAUUCAGCCCAUGGAGCAGGAAGCAACAGAGUCUGAUAUAGUAGAUACCACUGAGGCCUGUCCAAAGGUACCUGGCCAACCUGACUCGGUUGAAAUGGAGUCUCCCACUGCCUCCCACAAUCUGGUGUCCUGUGAGAGGCAUCAACCUGACGGAGAUCGCUGCUCCAGCUCUGACAGCAUCCCCUCGCUGGCAGCUGCACUGAAGGAGCUCCAUGAGCUGCUGGUAUCCAACAACUCUGCUCAAUCCCAAAACCGCAGCACUUCCUGCUCCCCAGUCCAGCAGGACUCAGACAAAGCUUCCUCUGAGUCACGCACCCCAACACCUGAAAAUACUCAGCCUACCCCUUCCGCUACCAUUACCAUUGGUGCAGAAACAAGUGAUGCCAAAGCUAACUAUGCUACUGUUGCAUCUGGGGAGGAACCAUCUCAGUGUACUGUGCCUGACCUCUCCAAUCAGGAACUGCAUCUGGGCGGAGACACAGCAGAAACUCUGUCCAAGGAGAGGGGGGCAGAUGAACCAUGGCAUGAUGAGUCCAGUAACAUCAGCAUUUCUCAGCCUGAGCCAGAGGUUCCUCCUGAUGCUGCUGAGGACUUUGCGUUCAGGGAACCACCUGAGGGGCAGCAUGGGAGAGGGGUUGCAGAUGGACAAGCCUCUGGCACCAACACCAGAGACACUCUCCAAACUGAGCACACGCUAGAGGAAGUAUCAAACACCUCAUCCUCCUCUGUCCCUCCUUUUGCUCAGCCCCCCCAGCUUCCAUCUCCAACCCCUCUUCUGCCCUCUCCACAUCCCUUUAUAGAACAAUUUCCAGCUGAGCACAUCCAGAGAAUCCAGGCAGCAGGCUUUUCUGCCAGGGAGGCUGUGGAGGCACUCGAACAAGCCAAUGGGGUCGUGGAGCUUGCACUGCUGGCACUUCUGGCCCGCAGUAUCACUGUGCCCACCUAGACUCAUAACCAUCAACCGUCAUGCGAGUCCCCAGCCUCCUAACUCAGCAUCUGUCUUAUUUAUACCCUGUUAUUGAUCCAGAUGUCUCAGCCGCUUUUCAGGAGGAGCACGUAAAGCCACAGGGAAAUGCUCUUUCUUGUCAUAAAGAAUAUUCUAAAACAAAAAGGAUAACUGGUAAUACUUUUCUGGCUAUAAAAGAUAUGUGAGGUGUGUUUGCAUGCAGAUGUUUUGGAUGCCCCCCUCCCCUUUUUUUCGUUGUUUUCCUUUUUCUUUUUCUUUUUUUUUUCUUUUUUUUCAUUUUUUAUGAGAACAUUUGGUUGAAAAUCUGAUGAUUUUCUUCAUGUUUUUUUGUUGUCCAACAUUUACCUAUUAAAUGCUAAAUAUCAAAUUAAUUCUUGAACCAUCGAAUGUUAGAAUUUCAAAUUACAUGUGUCAUAAAACUAUUGGUGUAAAACAGUUUAAUUUGUAGUUUAUUUGGUUCAGCAGUCAGAUCGGGGUAGUGUUAUUUCUAAUUGGCUGACAAAAGGGUCAAGGUCUUUUUUUAUGUUUGUUCCUUCAAUUUACAAAUCAGAGCCCCGUAUUGAAAAAGAUGCAGUUUGGAAAGUGCUGAAGCUAAGAUUAUUUUUUAUCAUAUUUACAAAUAUUUUUCCACACACAAGUGGAAGCUCCUAAUCUAGCUCUUUAAAACACAAAGUAUGCUUGUCGACAUGUGACCAUAGACGGCUUUUUUGAUUCAAUGUCUUUUACAGAAGGUAUCUUGUACUGUAUGAAUCAUUUUCCACAAUUUAAAAGCUUUGUUUUAUGUGGAUUACAAAACUGUUUGUAGCUCCUGUCCAGAAAGUCCUGUUUAUUUUUUGUCAAAUCAACCGUGUGUCCAAACUUGAAAAACAUCCACUUUCAUUUUAAGUAUGGCCUUUUAGUGGCAGUCAAAUGUUUUGUUAGUACAUCUUAUAUCCAUGAUUUUAAUGGCUUUUUUAAAGUCAUACCAACAAUGUUCAGGCAGAUUUAAUUAUUUACUUUUAUCUUGUAUGGAAUUUUAAAUUGCAAAUAAAAUAAAACUAGUA
Messenger RNA from Melanotaenia boesemani (Boeseman's rainbowfish), 3863 nucleotides. It is a transcript of the gene ddi2, whose product is annotated as DNA-damage inducible protein 2. The transcript is spliced from 10 exons. The record is from RefSeq and is a predicted model, not a curated record. Gene Ontology annotation, molecular function: protein binding; aspartic-type endopeptidase activity. Gene Ontology annotation, biological process: proteolysis. Bases 163 to 2799 code for a protein of 878 amino acids. Lineage: Eukaryota; Metazoa; Chordata; Actinopteri; Atheriniformes; Melanotaeniidae.